Molecule: messenger RNA, 1170 nt
Organism: Striga asiatica
Lineage: Eukaryota; Viridiplantae; Streptophyta; Magnoliopsida; Lamiales; Orobanchaceae
Source: the annotation of a GenBank genome assembly
AAACAGUCAUCAGCAUCCCAACUCAAAUAAUCGUCCAUAUUUACAAAAUUCACCACCAUAAUCAGUCUAUUUCCAAAUCCACCCCUCCUCUCAGGCAGAUUCUCAUUUUCAUCACGCAUCAUCAUCCUCUCAUGCUCAGUUACAGUAAAAAAUCAUCUCGUUAACGAUUGCAUCAGUUCCUUCUUGUCUGCAGGCCAAGGACAAGGAUAUUUUCUCAGAUCCAAUCAGGAAUUUUUCCUUUUUUUUUCCAGGUUAAAUCAUUCGUCAUAUCGAACGUCAGCCUGAGGAAUGGGAAUAGUUUUCACGCGGCUGUUCUCGUCCUUGUUUGGGAACAAAGAAGCUCGGAUCCUCGUUCUAGGGCUUGACAAUGCAGGAAAAACCACCAUUCUUUAUCGACUUCAAAUGGGUGAGGUUGUAUCCACCAUUCCAACAAUUGGGUUCAAUGUUGAGACUGUGCAAUACAACAACAUAAAGUUUCAAGUUUGGGAUCUAGGUGGACAGACUAGUAUCCGGCCAUAUUGGAGAUGCUACUUUCCCAAUACCCAGGCCAUAAUAUAUGUUGUUGAUUCAAGUGAUACGGAGAGGUUGGUGAUUGCUAAAGAAGAGUUUCACGCAAUAUUGGAGGAGGAGGAGCUAAAAGGUGCUGUGGUUCUCUUAUUUGCUAACAAACAGGAUCUUCCUGGAGCACUCGAUGAUGCUUCGAUAACUGAGGCCUUAGAGCUGCACAAGAUUAAGAACCGACAAUGGUCUAUUUUCAAAACUUCUGCCAUAAAAGGAGAAGGCCUCUUUGAGGGCUUGGACUGGUUGAGUAAUACGCUUAAAUCUGGAGGUGGAUAAAAGUUUCGGGGAUUUAUUCAAGACGAUUAUUCUGAUUGAAUUGAUACGAACAUAUAUAAUUUCGGAGCUCUUACAGGCAUGCUUAGAUCUUAUUCCUUUUGGUCCAUUGAGUAUUUCAUGCAACUGAUUUCUUUAUUUGUUCGGAGUUCAGGGCUCGUAAAACGUGAUGCCCCAUGCUUGUUUUUUCUUCUUUUUUCUGAUGGUUCUAAAUAUUGUUCGAUUGUACAGAUAUUACGAAACGCUAACCAUAUAACGAACAAAAUAAAUAUCUUAGCCUGACUAGGAGUUCCAGAAAAGUGAUGAUCCAAACUCCCCUAUACUUUUAAAUAUUAU